Coprinopsis cinerea okayama7#130 is the source of this 2180-nucleotide messenger RNA. RefSeq names its product fimbrin. Gene Ontology annotation, biological process: actin filament bundle assembly; actin filament network formation. The record is from RefSeq and is a predicted model, not a curated record. The transcript is spliced from 8 exons. Gene Ontology annotation, molecular function: actin filament binding. Bases 35 to 1999 code for a protein of 654 amino acids. Gene Ontology annotation, cellular component: actin filament; actin filament bundle; cytoplasm. NCBI's taxonomy places the organism in Eukaryota, Fungi, Basidiomycota, Agaricomycetes, Agaricales, Psathyrellaceae.
CUUUCUUUCAGCAACUAAUACAACCCCAGCGACCAUGGAAGCCCUCAAACUACAAAGAAAGUAUCCAGAAGUAACCCGCGAUGAGAUGUUUGACCUCAUCAACAGGUUCAACGCAUUGGAUACGGACACUCCAGGAAGAGUAGACCAAGCGACAAUUCUCAAGUCUUUACAGUCGAGUGGAGAAUCCUAUGAUGUUGCGCGAGAGACCUUGAAGCGUGUCCAUCUUGACUCUAGUGGAAAGGUCGAAUUGGAGGAAUGGGUCGAGCUCAACGUUAAGCUAAAGACUGAAAGGAAGAAUGUUGGUAUCAUCAAGAAAGCCGGAAAGGUCAUGGUCCAGGGCUCCACCGCCAAUGUCAGCCAUACCAUCAACGAGGACGAGAAAGCCGAAUUCACAAACCACAUCAACACAAUUAUCGAGCACGACCCCGAUGUGUCCUCGCGAUACCCAAUCCCCACAGACACCAUGCAGAUCUUCGAGGAAGUCAAAGACGGUCUGAUCCUCUGUAAACUCAUCAACGACUCUGUUCCCGACACCAUCGAUACCCGUGUACUCAACAGACCCACCGCUAAGAAACCCCUCAACGCCUUCCAAAUCACCGAGAACAACAACAUCGUUAUCACCUCUGCAAAGGGUAUCGGUUGUUCCGUGGUCAAUAUCGGAGCGGCGGAUAUCGCGGAAGGUCGCGAGCAUCUCAUUCUCGGUCUGAUCUGGCAAAUCAUUCGAAGAGGUUUGCUCGCCCAUGUCGACCUCAAGCAUCACCCUGAGCUGUACCGCCUGUGCGAGGAGGACGAGACGGUUGAGGAUCUGUUGAAGUUGACCCCUGACCAGAUCUUGCUCAGGUGGUUCAAUUACCACCUGAAAGCCGCCGGCCAUAAGCGAAGGGUGAACAACUUUAGUCGAGAUGUUUCCGAUGGCGAGAACUACACCGUCUUGCUUAACCAGCUCAAGCCCGACCAGUGCUCUCUCGCGCCUCUCCAGACCCAGGAUGUCCGCACUCGUGCUGAGCAAGUUCUGCAGAACGCGGAGAAGAUUGGAUGCCGCAAGUACCUUACCCCAUCGUCCCUCGUUUCCGGCAAUCCUCGUCUCAACCUUGCCUUCGUUGCCAACCUCUUCAACACUCACCCCGGUCUCGAGCCCCUCAACGAAGAAGAGAAGAAGGAUUACGGUGCGGUUGAGGACUUUGAUGCUGAAGGCGAGCGUGAAGCUCGUGUGUUCACCCUCUGGCUGAACUCUCUCGGCGUCGAACCCGCCGUGUACAACCUGUUCGAGAAUCUCAAGGAUGGCCUCAUCAUUCUCCAAGCCUUCGACAAGGUCCUCCCUGGCAGCGUUGUCUGGAGACGCGUUUCGAAGCCCAAGGGUGGUGCCAGUGUUACUUCUCCAGUUGUUGCGACGUCAGGUGAAGGCGACGAGGAAGAGCCCGAUUACAACAUCACGCCCAACUCGAGCCAGCUCUCGAGAUUCAAGUGCGUGGAGAACACCAACUAUGCUGUCGACCUCGGCAAGCAGAGCGGUAUGCACCUCGUUGGCAUUCAGGGAGCGGAUAUCGUCGAUGGCCGUAAGACGCUUGUGUUGGGUCUCGUGUGGCAGUUGAUGCGAUUGAACAUCGUCAAGACCCUUUCAUCCCUCUCCAAGACUAGCGGCGGACGACCGAUCAGCGAUACCGAGAUGGUCAAGUGGGCCAACACCACUGCCCAGCGCGGCAACCCUGGCGUCCGCCCCAUCCGUUCAUUCAAAGACCCGGCACUCACCACUGCCUUGUUCAUCCUGGAUCUUUUGGACGCCAUCCGACCAGGCAUUGUCGAUCCCAGCUUGGUCAUCCCUGUGGACGAGAACGGACCUUACGAAGACCGUAGGCAGAACGCCAAACUUGCGAUCUCCAUUGCUAGGAAGAUGGGCGCCCUGAUCUUCAUUGUGCCGGAAGACAUCGUUGACAUUCGUCCCCGACUUAUCCUGACGUUUAUCGGAAGUUUGAUGAGCAUCGCCCAGGAGUCGUCAUAGUCGUUCUCCGUGGAAAGACAGGAAGGAUGUCUGCCAGAAGUGCUUUCAAUAAUGGUGUAGGAUGUACCAGUGAGAAAUUAGGGUGCUUUAGUUUUUGCUUCUUUCCAAGGACUCUUUCUAGCCUAUUGUUAUUAUACAUAGGAUCUUCGAUAGUGGAAUCAUUCAAAAAGAAUGUAACUGG